CGCCAUCCCAAACGAGGCGAUGAUAAUGGUCUAAUACGUCACUGGCUUGUCUGAUGCACCGCCCUUCCUUCGAAAUGUUGAGGGAAAUCACAGAGUUCAUAUUUAGCUGGACACAUACCGAGUAUAACAGUGAAAUAACAGGAUCCAUAUGACGGAGUCCGGACGAACUGUUGUGACGACAAGAUCCCUUCAUUUGGUGACUUUGUCAAAAGUGCUGUUCUGCAGCUGAGGAAACGAGAAAGUUUAGUGUAUAUAACUUCUAGAAGUUGAGAGAUGGAGAAACAGGCGGUGGAGUGUGCCAGGAAGGCCUACAUGUCUGGCCGGUCGCGGCCGCUGCAGUUCAGGCUUCAACAGCUGCACCAGCUCUACCGGCUCGUCACAGAGAAGGAAGCCGAGAUUUCUGCAGCUCUCAAGAAAGACAUCAACCGAAGCCAGUAUGACACCCCACUGUUUGAGCUAAUUGGACUGGAAAAUGACCUGAAGUUGGCCCAGAGCAGCCUGUCGGACUGGGCCGCCCCGCGUCCGGCCAAGAAGAACCUUCUCACGCUAUCGGACCAGGUGUACACGCAAGCCGAGCCGCUCGGAGUGGUUCUGAUCAUCGGGGCCUGGAACUACCCAUGGGCCCUCACUCUACAGCCCCUCAUCGGGGCCAUUGCUGCCGGAAACGCAGCUGUGGUGAAGCCCUCUGAGUUGAGCAAGCACUCAGCCGGUCUCCUAAAGGAACUGCUCCCUCAGUACUUGGAUCAGGAGAUGUACCCAGUGGUGUUGGGCGGUGUGCCUGAAACCCAGGAGCUGCUCCAGCAGCGCUUUGACCACGUCUUCUACACGGGCAGCAGCACUGUGGGCAAACUGGUGAUGGAGGCAGCCGCUCGCCACCUCACCCCCGUCACACUGGAGCUGGGGGGCAAGAGCCCUUGCUACAUCGACAAGGACUGCGAUAUAUCUGUAGCAUGCCGUCGUAUCACUUGGGGGAAGUUUGCAAAUUGUGGCCAGACCUGCAUUGCACCUGACUACAUCCUUUGUGAGUCUAGCAUCCAAGAUCGAGUUGUUCAAGAAAUUCAGCGGACAUUGCGGGAGUUCUAUGGCGAGGAUCCGAAAUGCUCGCUGGACUAUGGCCGCAUCAUCAACCAUCACCAUUUCGACCGCGUCAUGGGUCUGCUGGAGGGCCACACCGCGGCUGUGGAGGGCAAAAAUGACAGAGAAGAAUGCUACAUAGCCCCCACUAUCCUGCGGGACGUGUCCCCCCACUCUAGGAUCAUGCAGGAGGAGAUCUUUGGGCCUGUGCUGCCCAUCGUCACCAUCAACUCCCUGGAUGAGGUCAUACGCUUCAUCAACGACCGCGAGAAGCCCCUGGCUCUCUAUGUCUUCUCGAAAGACAAAAAGGUGAUAAAACGAAUGCUGUCAGAGACCUCUAGUGGUGGGGUGACGGUCAACGAUGUCUUCAUGCACUACACAAUGAACUCACUUCCCUUCGGGGGAGUUGGCAACAGUGGGAUGGGCGGCUACCAUGGCAAGCACACCUUUGACCGCUUCAGCCACCAGCGGUCCUGCCUCAUCAAGUCGCUGGGCAUGGAGGGCAUGAACCAGAUCCGCUACCCUCCGCAGAAUGCCGCGCACCUCAAGCGGGCCAAGUUCUUCCUGACCACGCGCCUCUGCAGCUGCCACCGCUUCUCCUGCGUCUGGGCUGUGGUGGCCACCAUGGCCGCGCUGGGACUGAUGAUCGCACUGCUGGUCGUGCUGCUCAAGGAAACACCAGAGUGAUGACUGCUGAUGCUGCUUAUCUUCUGAACCCCAUGAGAUGCGACACCACGGAACAUAUUUGUCAUAACAAGGGAAAUAACUAUUAUAUUACUAUAGUGUAAACAACUUACUGCUAUAGUCAUUUUGCACUUUUGUAAUACUACUAAACACAUUUUAAAAGCUGGCAUUUAAUACCAUAUUCUCCCCACAUUGACUAUUUCUACCUAUUUUUUUCCACAUUGUAUCAGAGUACAGUUUGAAAUGUUUUUUUCUUACACAAGAAUUCCAAAUGAAGUCCAAAUGACUCAUGAGCUAAUACAUAGUCAAAAAUAAUUUUCCAGCUUUUCAUUCUGUGUAUUUCUUCAAGUAAAGGUAGUUUUACACAGCAUGUUGAUCUGCUAUUUCAGAGGUAGAUUUGUUUACUGUUGAGCUGGAAUAUAAAACCACAUGAAUCAUGGACUAACUUGAAUGAGUUUUAUGAGUGUAUACAGAGUUAUAUCUGCCUUCAAAGCAUUGUAUAGUUGAUCAAGAUGUGUAUGUACAGUACUUUGUGUUAUACAGUAUAUCUGGCCUUAAAUGCAUUGCAUAGUUGUAGUACAAUGCAUUAACUUAAUUAUUACAAUGUUAUACAGGUGCUAUAUUUCCAUUUGUGCAAGAAAGUUCAAGAUGUAAACAAGAAUUUUGAUAUUAGCAUUACUUAUGAGAUGGUCGUCUGCAGAGCAACUCACACUGAACUAACUACAGGAAGUGAAUCUACCGUAGUUGGGGUUAUGUGCCUUCCUCCUCGCCCAAGGGCAUCAUGGUGGCUGUUCCUAGGAUGGAACUCACAACAUUAUUGUGUUUUUUAUUAUUAUUUCACCAGGGGCUUCUUUUCAGAAACUUCCACAAACUAAGUCUGAAAAUCUUAAGAUUGGAAGGCAUUUAGACUGGAGACGGUAGUUUUUGCUAUUACAGAAGGAGGUUUCCUUACCUAACUUGCGAGGAACUGGGAAUUUAGCCGUUACAGAGCCCUCCUAAAUUAGAAAUGCCUUAAGUUAGGAUGGGUAGUUUGGAUUUUUCUUUUCCUGUAAUGUGGCUCCAGAACCCCACCACAAAUGGGACCUUAUACUCGUGGGGAAAAUUCAAGUGUUGUGUUUUAAGGUUCUGACACUAGGUGGUGCCAUGCUGCCACCCAAAUGCCAUCCAUUCUUGCUUGAAGUCUGCCACUGUUUAGUUAUAUACUGACAUAGUGAUACCACGAGAGGAUUUUAUAUUGGUAAACUAAUAUACAAAACUAAUAUGAAUAAAUGCACAAAUGAAUGAA
This is a messenger RNA of Engraulis encrasicolus (European anchovy), 3043 nucleotides long. Its product is annotated as aldehyde dehydrogenase family 3 member A2-like. Gene Ontology annotation, cellular component: cytoplasm. The transcript is spliced from 11 exons. Lineage: Eukaryota; Metazoa; Chordata; Actinopteri; Clupeiformes; Engraulidae. Gene Ontology annotation, biological process: aldehyde metabolic process. Bases 274 to 1761 code for a protein of 495 amino acids. Gene Ontology annotation, molecular function: aldehyde dehydrogenase (NAD+) activity; 3-chloroallyl aldehyde dehydrogenase activity. The record is from RefSeq and is a predicted model, not a curated record.